Molecule: messenger RNA, 1497 nt
Organism: Daphnia magna
Lineage: Eukaryota; Metazoa; Arthropoda; Branchiopoda; Diplostraca; Daphniidae
Product: alkylglycerol monooxygenase
Exons: 11
Coding region: 71-1435 (454 amino acids)
Biological process (GO): lipid biosynthetic process
Cellular component (GO): endoplasmic reticulum
Molecular function (GO): oxidoreductase activity; iron ion binding
Source: RefSeq, a predicted model, not a curated record
AAACCCUUAUUUGAUCGUAUGGUAUUAAAACGAGAUUUUUAGAAGGAAUAGACUUAUUCUGUCAAACACCAUGACGAUAGAUAUAGUGUCCAUGGACACUAUUACGUCUGGAAUCGAAGGCUUAGGCCAUCUUUUUUAUAUAGUUAAUCCUUUUAAGACAAGUUUUCGUACGACGGUUGAGGUUCCUCAUUAUGUCAGUCGGGCCUCUUCAUGGUUUGUUGCAUUCAUCAUUAUCGAACGAAUUCUUCUGCGCAAAAAAGGCAAGGCCCCUCCUAUCAAUGACAGCAUCACCUCUAUGGCAUGCGGAUUGUUUAUGGAGAUAAAUCAUAUCGCCUUCCGUGGUGCGCAAACAGCUGCCUAUGUUUACAUCUAUGAAAACUACCGCUUGCAUGAGCUUCCAUGGGAUUCCUUAUGGACCUGGCUUGCUUGUGCAGUAGGAAUGGAUUUGGGUUAUUACUGGGCUCAUCGCGCAACUCACGAGGUGAACUUAUUCUGGUCACAGCAUCAGGUUCACCACAGCUCGGAGGAAUAUAAUCUGACGACCGCGCUUAGACAAGGCGUUUGGCAGGGAUGGAGUACCAUGUUUUACUAUCUGCCAAUGGCAUUCUUCAUCCCCCCGAGUCAAUUCUUCGUUCACUCCCAAUUCAAUCUUCUAUUUCAAUUUUGGAUUCACACAGAGGUUAUCGAUGACCUUGGUCCGCUCGAAUGGGUUUUAAAUACUCCGUCCCACCAUCGGGUGCAUCACGGAUCAACUCGUUAUUGUGUGGAUAAAAACUACGCUGGCGUGUUAAUAAUCUGGGAUAGGAUGUUUGGAACAUUUGAAGCCGAGCGAAGGGAUGAACCUUUAGUUUAUGGACUGAUUGAACAAGUGGAUUCUUUUAACCCAUUUUAUCUAGAGUUCUUUUACCUUCGUAAAGUAUUUGAAAAGAUGCAAUCCAUGUCAACAAUAACCGAUAAGCUUAAAGCCAUCUUUUACGGUCCCGGAUGGGUUCCCGGAUCUCCUAAACUCGGCCAUUAUGAUCAGCUUCCUGAAACAAUUGUAAGAGAGAAAUUUUCUCAUUCGCUUACCCCGCAUGACCAAAUCUACGCGACAAUUCAUUUUCUGUUGUUGAGUGAGGGUUAUCGUGUCCUGGUAACUCAAUAUGAAGAAUAUGACGGAUGGCUAUUGUACGGAUGCUGCGCGUAUAUCAUUGUCUCCUUGGUCAGCAUUGGACUGCUUUUCAAUCGAAAUUCUUGGUUUCCAUGGAUUGAAAUGAUUCGCUGUUUGGUUUUCCUUGCCUACCAGCUACAUUUUAAGAUAUUCCUAACGGAAACGAUUGGGAUGAAUUUACUCAUGAACGGCAUUAGGCUUUUUUACCUAUACUCUGCAUUGCAAUGCAAAAUUGAGUGCGUUCGUCAAUUUAGGGACAUAAUGCAAAAAGACAAGAUUAAAUAAGCUCCAAAAAAUUGUCCUUGCGACCACGGAUAUUGUGAAGAAAUACAUUGUACGAAGCAGUA